Pyricularia oryzae 70-15 is the source of this 159-nucleotide messenger RNA. RefSeq lists its product as uncharacterized. The record is from RefSeq and is a predicted model, not a curated record. The transcript is spliced from 2 exons. Lineage: Eukaryota; Fungi; Ascomycota; Sordariomycetes; Magnaporthales; Pyriculariaceae. Bases 1 to 159 code for a protein of 52 amino acids.
AUGGCUAAGACUGAAAGUCAGGCUACAGAAGUAGGGCCGUCGCCGGCUUCGGCUACAUCAACGGCGUCAGCGUCUUGCCCAGAAGACGUGUGCGCGCCUCCAAGGGGUGACGGUCAGGGUAUUUACGAGCUUUCGCGUGCACACAGGGAUUUUUAUUAA